AUGGUCCUACACUCCGACCUCAUCAUGUCCGGCUCCCGCUCUCUGGACGGCUGGGAGAGGUUACAACACCGCUCUCCACCCUUCCUCACCAGCAGCGCCAGGGUCUCAUCUCACUCUCCAACCCCAAUCUCAAACCCAACUCCUGGCCACGUUCUGGGCAACUCCAGCCUCACCAACUCAAGCGAGUGCGGGGAGGAGAUCUUGUUGUAUGGGGAUGUGGAGAAGGUUGUGAUUGGGUUGGUGCUGUCGGUCAUUAUCGUGUGGACAAUCGCUGGUAACGGGCUGGUCAUGGUGUCGGUGUGCAGCGUCAAGAAGCUACGGCAGCCCUCCAACUACCUGGUGGUGUCACUGGCGGCCGCUGAUCUGUCGGUGGCGCUGGCCGUCAUGCCCUUCGUCACCGUCACCGACCUGUUGGGUGGAGAGUGGCUGUUCGGAGAGGUCUUCUGCAACGUCUUCAUCGCCAUGGACGUCAUGUGCUGCACGGCCUCCAUCAUGACCCUGUGCGUCAUCAGCGUGGACAGAUAUUUGGGGAUAACUCGCCCUCUGACAUACCCGGUGAGGCAGAACGGACGCUCGAUGGCUAAAAUGGUGCUGAUGGUUUGGUUGCUCUCGGCCUCUAUCACUUUGCCGCCCUUGUUCGGCUGGGCCAAGAACGUCACGGUGGAGCGAGUGUGCCUCAUCAGCCAAGACUUCGGCUAUACCGUUUACUCCACAGGGGUGGCCUUCUACAUGCCCAUGACCGUCAUGUUGGUCAUGUACCAUAGGAUUUACAAGGCGGCCAAAAUCAGCGCCGAGAGGCACAAGUUUGCCUGUGUCCCCUGGCGCUGUGAGCGGGAGGGGAUCUACAGCAUGGACAAGGACUCGCGAGCCCAGCAUCCCGGGAAGCGGUCGAAGGCCGCGGAGGAGUGUGUGACCUUAUCCAGGUUCCUCAGGCACGACAGGAGAAACAUGUCUAUCUUCAAGAGGGAGCAGAAGGCGGCUAGAACGUUGGGCAUCAUCGUGGGUGCCUUCACCUUCUGCUGGCUCCCUUUCUUCCUGCUCUCCACCGCCCGUCCUUUCAUCUGUGGCAUUGAGUGCAGCUGCAUGCCCCUGAGGCUGGAGAGGACAUUGCUCUGGCUGGGCUACACUAACUCCCUCGUCAACCCCAUCAUCUACGCCUUCUUCAACCGGGACCUGAGGACUACCUUUUGGAAUCUGCUCCGCUGCCAAUACCGCAACAUCAACCGCAGGCUGUCAGCCGCCAGCAUGCAUGAGGCACUCAAAGCCACCGAGAGGCACCAGUGCAUAUUAUAA
Messenger RNA from Callorhinchus milii (elephant shark), 1293 nucleotides. RefSeq names its product 5-hydroxytryptamine receptor 7-like. The transcript has 2 exons. Gene Ontology annotation, cellular component: membrane. The coding region runs from base 1 to 1293 and encodes 430 amino acids. Gene Ontology annotation, biological process: adenylate cyclase-activating adrenergic receptor signaling pathway; circadian rhythm; vasoconstriction. The record is from RefSeq and is a predicted model, not a curated record. Gene Ontology annotation, molecular function: G protein-coupled serotonin receptor activity. Lineage: Eukaryota; Metazoa; Chordata; Chondrichthyes; Chimaeriformes; Callorhinchidae.